Messenger RNA from Phaedon cochleariae (mustard beetle), 3095 nucleotides. The record is from the annotation of a GenBank genome assembly. NCBI's taxonomy places the organism in Eukaryota, Metazoa, Arthropoda, Insecta, Coleoptera, Chrysomelidae.
AUACACGAUUAGGGAACAUUCGUGAUUGUGAUAAUGAUCAUUCCUAGUCUUAUCAACAAUGGUAAUAGGUUGUUUUCACACAUUCAACCUGUAUCGCGCGUUGAGUGACCAUGUCUCUGUCUGUGAUAAGAGGUGUUUUAUCAAUCGGGCGACAAAAAACAUAUCUGAGAAAACAUGUAUUUUCGAGUUCGAGGACCCUAGUUACCACAGAUUGUUCACAUCCGAAUGUUCUGAAAAGCGAAUUAAGUGAUGUUGUUGUACCUGAUUGGACGAUAUGCGAAAUGCUUUAUCCAAAACUGGAACUAUACCACAAGUACACUGCGGUAGAAUGUGCUUCGAGUGGAAAGAGUUAUACCUUCGGCCAAAUUCGUAUGAAAAGCAGAAAUUUCAGCAAAGCCCUGAAAGAAAAACUGAAAUUAAAAAAAGGGGAUAUAGUUGCAAUUUUAGUGAAAAAUAUUCCUGAGUUUGGAAUAGCAGCAUAUGGAAUUUUUGAGGCAGGAUUAGUGGUAACAACGUUGAAUCCGGCAUAUACUCCAGAUGAAAUCAAGAAACAACUACUAGAUUCAGGAGCCAGAGCUAUUAUUACACAGGCUAGUGAUUUCUGCAAAGUGAAGUCUGCCUUGGAGAUAAUGCAUUCUCAGAUACCCAUCAUUGUUAUUAAAGAGAAGCAAGCAGACAGCAUACCAAGUGGAGCAAUCGAUUUUUUCGAGUUUGCUGAUACAGUAAUCAAUGUACCAGAUAUCGAACCUGGGCAUACCUCUGAUUUGGCUUUUCUGCCGUACUCUAGCGGUACCACCGGCUUACCAAAAGGUGUCGAACUCACUCACAACAACAUAGUAUCAAAUAUUUUCCAAUUCAACCAUAAAGAUGUGUCUUUCUUGAAUCCUCCUACAGACAAUUUUCAAGAUGUCAUUCCAACUGUACUACCGCUAUAUCACAUAUAUGGCUUCACCGCUGGCACGGUGAAUUCUGCCUAUAAUGGAACAAAAUCAGUAACUCUAGAUAAAUUCAGUCCAGAAUUAUUCAUUACGGUAUUGAAAAAUCAUCGUGUAACCGUUAUAUAUGCAGCACCACCCCUCAUUCUGUUCCUGACUUCACAUCAAGAUGUUAAAAAGGAAUAUUUCAAAUACGUCAAGAUGGUCAUUUCAGGUGGAGCACCAUUAGGAUGUCUAGAUGAACAAAGGUUCACCGAUAAAGUUGGUUCGCAUGUUACUAUAACGCAAGCAUAUGGACUAACUGAAACAUCUCCAUUAGUCACGUGGUUUCCGAAAACAUAUGCCAAAAAUGAAAACGGAGGAUGCAUAGGAAAAGUAGUACCCAAGACUUAUGUUAAAAUUAUCGCACCUGAUGACCCUACAGGGACCCCACUGGGAAUGAAUCAAUCAGGUGAAUUGUUGGUGAAGGGGCCACAAGUAAUGAGGGGCUACUACAACAGACCAGAAGAAACUGAAAAAUCGUUUUUGAAUGGCUGGUUCAGGACUGGAGACUUGGGCCAUUUCAAUGAUGAAGGGUGUAUGUUCAUCACUGACAGACUGAAAGAACUUAUCAAAGUGAAAGGAUUUCAAGUAGCUCCAGCCGAACUGGAAGAGCUCAUCAGGAGUUUUCCUGGUGUGGAUGAUGCAGCUGUGAUAGGAAUACCGAAUCAGGCCCAUGGAGAGGUCCCAAGGGCUUAUGUCGUGCCCAAGGAAGGAUUUGCUUUGAAUGUAGAGGAAAUAAAAGAAUAUGUUGCCAUAAAAGUGACGAAAUAUAAGCAGCUAGCAGGAGGAGUCCAAAUUGUAGACACCAUUCCAAAGAAUCCUUCUGGAAAAAUUCUGAGGAGACUUUUGAAGCAGAACUAUAAAGAAAAGGGAAUUUAAUUAUCAAAACAAAAAAAUCAUCAUCUGGUUAGUUAGUACUGGUAUUUGUUUGGAAUCGAGUUCAAUCGUACUCCUGCAGAUUAAUACAGGGUGUUGCGAAAUUCGACCGACAACGUGUUCUGUUCUCGAGAUACAAGGCGUUGAAGUUACGAAAUUAUAAAUAGUUUUUCCGCAAUAUCUCAAGAAGAAUUGAAUAUAAUGCAUUCAAAUUCCGUAUAUGGUUUGAUCUUUCAAUGGUUAAUUUUUUGACCAGAAAGAUAUUCCGAGAAUUUUAUCCAGAGGUGCGCUACAGAGGGUUGUGAUUCUACGCCACUGAUGACAUUUCGAUUAUUUCCAUUUGCUCGAAUUGAUUGUUCAAUUAUGUUGAACAGGUAUCGAGAUAUUUGACUCAAAACAGAAGUUUGCAUAGUAAUUUUUCAUCUUCCUCAGUAGUAGAAAAUUACAAAAAAAAAUUGUUUUCUCUUUAUGCGUGGAAUAACUAUUUCUGUUCAGCUACAGAAUGAGAUCUGAAUAGUAUCUAAUCUACUCAACACCAGAAAAAUAUUUUUGCAAUUUUCUACUACUGAGAAUGAUGAAAUAUUGCUAUGCAAUCUUCCAUUUUGGGUCGAAUAUCUCGAAAACUGUUUAUGUCAGCUCAGUUGGAGGUGAUUUAUUUUUUGAACAAAAUUGGACAGUGAAUUCGAGGAAUUGAAAAUAAUCGGAAUUCAAUCAGUGGCGUAGAAAAUAUGGGAGGAAAAGUUGCCACAACCCCCUGUGGGGCACCACUGGAUAAAAUGUCCGGAAUGGCUUCCUGGUCAAAAAAUGACCCAUUCGAAGAAAACUAUUAUCGAAUUUUUCUUGAGAUAUUGCGAAACAACUAUUUUUAUUUCUCAACUUCAACGCCCUGUAUCUCGAGAACUGAACAAUUGAAGACCGAAUGUCCCUAUCUCAGUGAUCAUGAAAUCAUGCACGAGGGCUAUCACCUGUCAAACGUUGUUGAUCGAAUUUCGCAACACCCUGUACAUUAACAACAAAUGAUGAUUGAAAUCCCCCUUCUUCAAAAUGUGUCAAACCAACUUUGUGUGUUUACAAAACCGAGAUAUUGUAAAAAAUUACUCAACUAGAUAUUAUUUCAUUCUUUGAACCUUCUAUUUGAAGAAACAUCACACUAUCAAAAUAAUACGUGCAUUGACCAUUCUAAGAAGAAACAUUCGAAUGUAUCAAUGUUUGUUUCAUUAAGAUUAAACAAUGAUGAGAUUU